GAAGAGAUCAAGGUGCGGACGUUGACACCCCUAGCUGAUAUCACGUGAAAGUCACGCUUUAACGCGAAAGGCCGAAAAAUCAAUACUGCGAAGUAAUAAAUGCUAUUUCUAAGCUAGGAGCAGAACGAAAAUACCAUCAAAAAUUUUCUGAUCAAUCAAUCAAUUCUAAGCAAAGUAAUGUCGUAGUAGGAGAAAUAUUCUGUGUAGAUCCUGUUGCCUUCAACUUCACGAUUUCUGUCACCCUCCAACCACAACUGCCAUUAAAUUGCAAAAUGGCGUCACAAAAUAAUGCCUCACAUGCAGAAGUAUGGGAUGAUUCCACGCUUGUAGACUCGUGGAAUGAAGCUCUACAAGAAUAUGAGAAGUAUCACAGUAUCUAUGCCCGAGGGGAUAACGUUGAGGAUGUGUUGAACGCGUUCGAGAACCAAAGUAAUGGAUUGCAAGUUCGUCUUCUCCUGACCGUAAUCACAUUGCUAACCUUUCGUAGGGAAGGGGGGAUGAAUGAGGAUAAUGGAAUAGUUGUUGAAGAACCGCUGGAAGAAAAUGUUGACAUGCAAAGCGAGUUUGAGCAAAUCGACGACCACACCCAGACAGCAAACGAACCAAAGGUUGGUGACAAAUCCGCAUCAAAAGCGACGAAAUCUGGUUCUUCAUCUUCAAAAGCUGCAAUACUACCACCACAGUUAAUUGGUCAAGUUCACGAUGAAAAUCUUAAGAAUUUAUUGAUGUCCUGGUACUAUGCCGGCUACUAUACUGGAUUGUAUGAAGGCCAACAGCAAAAGUAAGAACCAAGUCAGGGUACAUAAUGAAUAUAAGGCAUAGGACGAAUCCUUUUUGAGGGAACUAUUAUCACUACUGCGACUAUCUGUGACACGGAUAGUUUGAACCAUCUGAUCUUAUUUAAGCCGGAUCAUGAAGACAUUGGGAUGAAGUCCGAGCUGUGCCAUGUUGUGCCGUUGUGGGAGGUAUCAUAUCCAUCAAAAACAUAUGAGGGAUGAUCUCAUGUUAGCUUGUACUUUAUGGAAGACCCAAUGUUACAGCAGGUAUAGGAGACAUGUAUUAUAUGGUUUCAUGAUUGAUAACGGGUACCUUACAUCAUUGCGCCUUGACCUAAGUUUCUUUACUACCCUCACGAUUACAUCCCCAAAGGAGUUCAUGAUUAUGCUUAUGAUUAGAUGUGGAACUAGGGGACUUCAUGAGCCCUUGUUACUGGCUUAAGGAUAUUGUCGAUAAUGGGUACUUCGAAUUGACAAUUUCUGUGGGAAUGAUUGCCACGUCCAUUUUAUAUAGAGUUAUACGGAAGACAG
Molecule: messenger RNA, 1307 nt
Organism: Botrytis byssoidea
Lineage: Eukaryota; Fungi; Ascomycota; Leotiomycetes; Helotiales; Sclerotiniaceae
Exons: 4
Coding region: 273-785 (170 amino acids)
Source: RefSeq, a predicted model, not a curated record